AUGGCCAGCUUAUCAUCCAACUGGAAGAAACUCCAGGCAAAGCUCAAGGCCGAAUCAGCGUCCAAGCCCAGCGCAAAGCGCAAAGCCGACGACGAAACCAGCGCUCCUACCAAGGCCAAGAAGCCGAAGAGCAGCGGCGUCAGCAAUUCGGGCACCACAGCAAUCAAGGGACCGCGGGAAUCGAUCCCCAAAAGAGUCGGUGGCAUCGGCGGCGGCAAGAUGGGUGCCGCGCAGAGCACGCUCGCCCGGGGUGAGCAAAAGCACGGCGUGAGCCCCUCUGCCGCCCUCUGGGGUCCCUCCGCCGGCGGCAUCUCCCCCGAGGCCCUCGCCGAGGCGUACCAGCUCGGCGCCCGCGACAGCUCCAUGGUGCUGUCGACGCGCGACGACGAGGUCAACCGGGGCCUGACGCCCGGCCUUGAGCUGGGCAAGUACGUCGCCAUCGACUGCGAAAUGGUCGGCGUCGGCCCCGGCGGGCACGCCUCGGCGCUCGCCCGCGUCAGCCUCGUCGACUUUCACGGCCGCCAAGUCUACGACUCGUACGUGCGGCCGCGGCAGCCCGUCACAGACUGGCGCACGCCCGUCAGCGGCAUCGCCCCGCGCGACAUGCGAGGCGCGCGCACCUUUGCGACUGUCCAGCAGGAUGUGGCCGCGCUUCUCGACGGCCGCGUCCUCAUCGGCCACGACGUCCGGCAUGACUUGGAGGCGCUGCAGCUGAGCCACCCGCCGCGCGACGUCCGCGACACCGUCAGACACGGCGGCUUCAAGCGGCACGCACACGGGCGCAAGCCGGCGCUGCGCGUGCUUGCGCAGAUGCUGCUGAAUGUGGAGAUACAGGACGGCGCGCACUCGAGUCUGGAGGAUGCGCGCGUGACGAUGCUGCUGUUUAGGAGGAACAAGUCCGAGUUUGACGUGGAUCACGCCAAUCGGUAUACGCCAAGGCCGGAGCCAGCGGUGCCAGGCAGCUCGAAUACGAAAAAGGCGAAAAAGAAGAAGCGGUAG
This is a messenger RNA of Cordyceps militaris CM01, 999 nucleotides long. RefSeq names its product exonuclease, putative. The record is from RefSeq and is a predicted model, not a curated record. Gene Ontology annotation, cellular component: nucleus. The transcript has a single exon. Gene Ontology annotation, biological process: ribosomal large subunit assembly; rRNA processing. Lineage: Eukaryota; Fungi; Ascomycota; Sordariomycetes; Hypocreales; Cordycipitaceae. The coding region runs from base 1 to 999 and encodes 332 amino acids. Gene Ontology annotation, molecular function: nucleic acid binding; 3'-5' exonuclease activity.